AUGGAAGGAGUCGACUUUCAUGACACGUUGGCCCCAGUUGCUAAACUCGUCAUUGUUCGUGUUUUGCUUACCAUAGUUGUCAAGCGUGACUGGAUCAUAUCCCAAUUAGAUGUCAACAAUCCAUUUCUGCAUGGCGGUCUCGAUGAAGACAUUUAUAUGAAAAUACCACAAGUCUUCAGAAAAGAUAAUGAGACACAUGUAUUCUCAUGCUGCAAAGACGGAGAUAUCUUUGUGGCAGCACUCAUCUAUGUUGACAAUGUUAUCAUUGUGGGGAAUGAUAGAAAGAAGAUAGAAGAUACGAAGUCAUGCCUUGACAAGAAUUUUAGUAUUAAAGACCUUGGAACUUUGAAAUACUUCUUGGGAAUUGAAGUAGCUCGCACAAAUGAAGGGCUAGUACUCAGUCAACGUAAAUACACCAUUGAUGUGCUCGAAAAUUCUUGCAUGCUUGGCUGUUGGCCUAGUCGGUUUCCUAUGGAACAAAAUUUGAAGCUCGAUAAAGGAGAUGAUGCUGACAAGGUAGAUGCAAGCACCUAUCGACGCCUUGUUGGUAGGCUUCUCUAUCUCCAAGCCACUAGGCCCGACAUAACUUACAUAGUGAACGUGCUUAGUCAGUUUGUUUCUGAUCCUCGUCAAAACCAUUGCGAUGCAGCCAUGCGAGUACUUCGAUAUCUGAAAAACACCUUGGGGAAAGGCAUACUUUUACCAAAGGAAGGAGACGUUAAGCUCACUGCCUACAUUGACUCUGAUCGGUUGGGAUGCCCCUUCUCACAGAGAUCACGGACAGACUAUUUGUUGAUCUUAGGGGGUGCUCCAAUCUCUUGGAAAUCUAAGAAACAAUCUGUUGUUUCACGCUCCUCCGCUGAAGCAGAAUACCGUGCAAUGGCUGUCACGGUUAGUGAAAUACUCUGGAUUCGUUGGUUGUUGGCUGAUUUCGACAUUGUUUUGGACAAACCCACUCCCCUUUUGUGUGAUAAUGAAUCUGCUCGUCACAUUGCACACAAUCCUGUUUUCCACGAACGUACAAAGCACGUGGAAAUGGACUGUUACUUUGUUAAGGAACGAGUUUAG
Molecule: messenger RNA, 1068 nt
Organism: Lactuca sativa (garden lettuce)
Lineage: Eukaryota; Viridiplantae; Streptophyta; Magnoliopsida; Asterales; Asteraceae
Source: RefSeq, a predicted model, not a curated record